AUGGCCCCUAAGUUUGACCCUAAUGAAAUCAAGAUCAUCUACCUGAGAGCCACGGGUGGUGAAGUCGGUGCUUCCUCUGCUCUGGCUCCCAAGAUUGGUCCUCUUGGUCUUUCCCCCAAGAAGGUUGGUGAAGACAUUGCUAAGGCCACCAAGCAGUUCAAGGGUAUUCGUGUCACUGUCCAGCUUACCAUCCAGAACCGUCAGGCUACCGUCUCUGUUGUUCCCGCUGCCUCUUCCUUGGUCAUCACUGCCCUCAAGGAGCCCCCACGAGACAGAAAGAAAGAGAAGAACAUCAAGCACAAUGGUAACAUUCCCCUGGAGGAGAUUAUUGACAUUGCUCGCCAGAUGCGCCACAAGUCCUUUGCCAAGGAGCUCUCCGGCACUGUCAAGGAGAUUUUGGGUACUGCCCAGUCUGUUGGCGCUAGAGUCAACGGCAAGCCCGCUCACGUCACCAUUGAUGCUAUCAACAACGGUGAGGUUGACAUCCCCUCCGAGUAA
Messenger RNA from Magnusiomyces paraingens, 498 nucleotides. Its product is annotated as 60S ribosomal protein uL11. Gene Ontology annotation, biological process: translation. Lineage: Eukaryota; Fungi; Ascomycota; Dipodascomycetes; Dipodascales; Dipodascaceae. Bases 1 to 498 code for a protein of 165 amino acids. The record is from RefSeq and is a predicted model, not a curated record. The transcript has 3 exons. Gene Ontology annotation, molecular function: structural constituent of ribosome; large ribosomal subunit rRNA binding. Gene Ontology annotation, cellular component: cytosolic large ribosomal subunit; ribosome.